UUUUCUCCCCUUCGGGAUUCUUGAAAAUUUCGACGGUGACGAAAGAAGAAAUUGAUAUUUGUUCCGGCCUUAUUUCUAAUUAUUUAAUCAAAUGACAAGGUAGAAAUCUGUAAAGACGGCCCAACGUGAAAAUAUGAGCCCCUACCCUAACCGUUUAUCGAAAUUUAAAUUCCAUCCGACCCGCUCCACUGACCACGUGGCCAACGCGUAUGCAUAGUCAUGUCCUGUGUGCAGGCAGCCACGUUUAGCAUAAUUGUGCAACGUUCUUUCAACUCGAUAAUCCCCCUCUACAUAUUUGGGUGGGCAAAAGGCAAAUUUCAAAAACAUAGCUGGCAAGCAAAAAGGAAGUAUGUAAUCAAGGGUUGAACUUCGUUGCCUGAGCAACACACCUCGAUUGUAUUCUCAUAGCGAGAGAACCACCGAAAAUUCUGUUUGUUCCGUAUAAACAGAAUUUUGCAGUUCGUUCCCUGUGCAGUCGUUCCGAAAUGGCCACCGCAGAAUGUAACGAAAAGUUAAAGCUAGAACCGGCUGCGAUCAUCGGAUUCGAUGGACACGUUAUUUCCGGGCUGCGGGUCCAUCCGGAUCAGAAGCAUCUGGUUUUUCCGUUGGGGAAUGAAAUUUCCGUGUACGAGCUGGCCACCAAUAAGCAGACUUUUCUGCGGGGUCACACCAAUACCAUAGCGACCCUGGACAUUUCCAGUUCCGGUCGGAUGGUAGCUUCCGGUCAGACCAACUACAUGGGCUUCCGGGCGUACGUCAUCAUCUGGGACUGGGAAUCGCGGCAGGAAAUCUCCCGGCACGAGCUGCACCGGGUGCGGGUCCAGUCGCUGUGUUUCAGCUCCAACGAACAGUAUCUGAUCAGCUUGGGUGGAAAGGAUUGUGGAUCGAUUAUCGUGUGGGAUAUUGAGCAAAACAUGGCUAUUUGUGGGACCAUAGCAACUAAGGAAACCACCGGAGAUGCCUUGAAAGUGUGCGGACUCAACCAUCGAUGGACGACAUUCGUUUCCGGUGGAGAUCAAAAUCUCCGCGUUUGGCACAUCGACCGGGACCGAAAGCGCUUGGACGUUCAAGACGUUGCCGUCGGAAAGCUUCGUCGAGAGUUCACCGGCAUGCGGGUGACACCGAACGAUGAAAUCCUGUACGUUGGCACCAUGAGCGGAGAUGUGGUCAAGAUACGCCUCAAUAUCAGUAACAAUCCCAAUGCUCCGGUUCAGGAUAAGAUUCCGGUGCUAUUGGGAUGUUUCGGGAAGCACAAUCCGCGAAAACCACCCGGGAAAGAUUGCGAAAAGUAUCACUACGGGGUGCGGGAUCUGUUGAUUUUGCCCGAAGGCAAGCUGAUCAUCGGAGCCGGUGAUGGAACGAUCGAUUUGGUGCAGGAGCGUAAUGUAAGCUUCAAGAAUUAUAAUAGUCCUACUUGGCCGAAUUUGAAACUGCUACAAAAGACCAAGGUUGGAGGUGUGAUCACAUCUCUGCAGUUAGUAAAUCAAUGUACACUGCUGAUUGGAACAGAGAGUUGUGAGAUAUAUUCGCUGGAAGUCUUGAACUUUGCUACAACACUGAAAUUGCUAAAGACCUGCCACACGAAUGCGGUUUAUGAUAUUGCUUUUCCUUACAACUUCUCUCUGGUUUUUGCUACCGCUAGCCACGAAUCGAUCCGCAUCUGGUCUACCUCGCGAAUGCAGGAACUUCUGCGCAUCGUGGUGCCCAACUUUGCUUCCUCCUCGAUCGUGUUCAGCCGGGAUGGUAAGAGUAUAAUAUCGGCCUGGAACGACGGUGUGAUCCGAGCGUUCACCCCGCUAACCGGCCGGUUGAUCUACGCCAUACCGAAUGCCCACAACAAGGGUUGCUCAUCGGUGGCGGUAACCAGUAACGGCAAGAUGCUGGUUAGCGGCGGUAUCGAGGGUCAAGUUCGGGUGUGGAAAAUCGAGCCGUACGUGCAGAGCAUGAUCGGAGUGUUGAAGGAGCAUUAUGGACCGAUCGAGUCGGUGCACAUCAAUACCUUUGAUACGGAAGUGGUGUCGGCUUCGCGAGAUGGUAGCUGCGUGAUAUGGGAUCUGAUUCGCUUAACCAGGAAACAUGUGAUCUUUGCUCAUACGCAAUUCAUUGCAGCUCAGUACUAUCCAACUGGAGUACAGAUAUUGACUGCCGGAUCGGACAAAUUGAUUGGUUAUUGGGAAGCUUUCGAUGGAAGUUUGGUCCGGGAGGUUGAGGGAUCCAAAUCCGGACCGGUUAAUGCAAUAGAUAUGAAUAUGACGGGAGAUUACUUUGUAUCGGCUGGUACCGAUCAGUUGGUUCGUUUGUGGGACUACCAGCUGGGCGUCGAAGUUGCUAUCGGAAUCGGACAUGCUAGUUCCAUAACAUCUGCUAGGUACAGUCCGAACGGAAAGUUUCUUGUUACCGGAUCCAGCGACGGAGGCAUUUUUGUUUGGUCGGUGCCAGAGAGCUUCCACAUCAAAGUACCGCCUUGUCCUGAACCAAAACCGUCGGUAGAGAAGAAGAUAUCAAGUCGCCCGCUGGGAACCCGGGUGUCUAACGAAAACGUUCGAGAGUUGGAAUCAGCCCGCUCGAGCCGGUCCCGAUCUUCGGUGAAGAUUUCCAACUGCCCGGAGGUGGAUCGCAAGGCCCAACCAACAAUCGAUCCUCGGGUGGACACGGCAUCGCUGGCCGACGAUGCCGAUCUGCAGGACCGAAUGGAAACACGCUCGGUUAAAUCCUUGGCCCAGGAGAAUCAAGGAAAUAAUCUGGAUUCGCAAUCGGUUCGGUCGGUAAACAUCGGGCAACCUCAUCCGCAGCCACAGCAACCGGAAGAGCAGCAGCAGCAGCAGAACUCGGAACAGCAGCCGUCGCUGCAACAGAAACCAUCUCAAGAGCAGCAGGUUCAGUCACCAGUCAAUGAAGUCGAUACGAAGCCAGAAAUUAAAUCUGUUUACUCACGGGGGUCUCAGAUAUUUUAGGAGGCCAUUUUUAAACUAUGUAUUUAUAUAUUUAAUAAAAUG
Uranotaenia lowii is the source of this 2996-nucleotide messenger RNA. RefSeq names its product cilia- and flagella-associated protein 52. Lineage: Eukaryota; Metazoa; Arthropoda; Insecta; Diptera; Culicidae. Gene Ontology annotation, molecular function: protein binding. The transcript is spliced from 7 exons. Gene Ontology annotation, biological process: cilium assembly. The record is from RefSeq and is a predicted model, not a curated record. The coding region runs from base 486 to 2954 and encodes 822 amino acids.